AUGCACUGUGGCAGCUUCACCGGGGCCGCCUUCCCAGGCUGCUACUGGGGCAGCUACGGCUACCCCCUGGGCUACAGCGUGGGCUGCGGCUACGGCAGCACCUAUGCGCCCGUGGGCUACGGCUGCGGCUACGGCUACGGGGGCUGCGGCGGGGCCCUCAGCUACCGGAGGUACUGGCCCUACGGGCUCUACUGA
Artibeus jamaicensis (Jamaican fruit-eating bat) is the source of this 195-nucleotide messenger RNA. RefSeq names its product keratin-associated protein 8-1. The coding region runs from base 1 to 195 and encodes 64 amino acids. The record is from RefSeq and is a predicted model, not a curated record. The transcript has a single exon. NCBI's taxonomy places the organism in Eukaryota, Metazoa, Chordata, Mammalia, Chiroptera, Phyllostomidae.